Messenger RNA from Ricinus communis (castor bean), 1403 nucleotides. RefSeq lists its product as uncharacterized. Gene Ontology annotation, molecular function: ubiquitin binding. The record is from RefSeq and is a predicted model, not a curated record. The coding region runs from base 271 to 1044 and encodes 257 amino acids. The transcript has 5 exons. Lineage: Eukaryota; Viridiplantae; Streptophyta; Magnoliopsida; Malpighiales; Euphorbiaceae.
AUAUAGAAACGUCGCCGUUUGUAGUGUGCCCAAACGGGUAACAACUACACGCGCCAGGACUGGUGAAUUUAAAAAAGUUUGAGGGCACCACCGCUUUCUUUCAUUUCUUCUGCAUCAAUCCAUCGCACCAAUCUAUAUAAAUAACCCCCCACCCCACCCCAACCCAAACCCAAAACACAAACACGGUACUAAAAAGUAGAGAGAGAAACGCCAAACGAAACCCAAACCCCAAGCCAGAAAUUCCGAUAAAGAAAAGAAACCCUAGAAAAAAUGUCAGCGAUUGUUUGUGGAAGCAAAAGAUCACACUAUUACUUUGAUGAAGAGUUUCCUUCUACACCUGUAUCGAAACGGCAUCGUUGCAGCUCCUCUUCUCCUCCUCAUGUUCGCUUCUCUCCUCCUCCUUCUCCUUUCCUCCACCUUAAAUCUCUUUUCCCUCUUCUCGAUCCUCAGCUGCUUGAGAAGGCUCUGGAAGAAUGUGGUAAUGAUUUAGAAUCUGCUAUCAAAAGUCUGAAUGAACAGAAUUCAUGUUUUGUUGAAGAAGCUGCUCCAAAACCCGUUCAAGAUGCAUUGCCGGAUGAAGGAGAUGCUACUGCUUCUGGUAAUGUAGCACCACCAACCAACCUUCCUGUGGAUGGUGCAGAAUGGGUGGACUUGCUUGUAAGGGAAAUGAUGAGUGCUACAAGUGUUGAUGACGCCAAAUCUCGUGCCUCAAGAGUGCUGGAGGCUUUGGAGAAAUCUAUCCAUAUGCAUGCUGCUGAUGAGACUGCACAGAGUUUUGAGAAGGAAAGUGUGAUGCUGAAAGAGCAAAUUGAAGCACUGAUUCGAGAUAACACGAUACUUAAACGAGCUGUAGCUAUCCAGCAUGAGCGCCAGAAAGAGUUUGAGGAAAAAAACCGGGAGUUGCAGCAGUUGAAGCAGUUGGUGUCCCAAUAUCAAGAACAGUUGAAAUCGCUUGAGGUUAAUAACUAUACACUGAUGAUGCAUUUGAGGCAGGCUGAGCAAAGCAGCCCCAUUCCAGGACGUUUCCAUCCUGAUGUCUUUUAAUAAAGAUAUCUUUCAAUUUACAAUAACAGAUCUACAAAUAUAUGCUUUAGUCAAAGUUCAGUUCUUAUAAAUGCGGCUUAUUAUGUGUAAAGGUGGCCUCAAGCUUGGUAUGGCAUUUCACAAGGGAUAUACAUUUUUACUGGUUUUUCUUUUGAAUUACUUUUGAUACAAAUUGUCAUACAAUAUAGCAUCUUGUAGUUCUUCUAUGAUGCAACUCUUAAAUCAUUUUUGUUUUUGACAACUUAUGUUUAGUUUGUUCCUUUCAGAAAGGGAGAUAGGACUUAAUUUUCUUUGUCUUAGAUUAUAUGAUGAAUCCUCUUACUUUAAUUUUGUAUUAAAGAAUUUUUAUACAUGCUCAA